Fundulus heteroclitus (mummichog) is the source of this 1363-nucleotide messenger RNA. RefSeq lists its product as uncharacterized. NCBI's taxonomy places the organism in Eukaryota, Metazoa, Chordata, Actinopteri, Cyprinodontiformes, Fundulidae. Gene Ontology annotation, biological process: response to bacterium. Bases 1 to 1014 code for a protein of 337 amino acids. The transcript has 6 exons. The record is from RefSeq and is a predicted model, not a curated record.
AUGAUUCUGUUGUGGGUCACACUUCUUCUCCUUCAUCAAGGAUGUGCUUUGGUUCCAGUGAUCACAGUUCAUCUUGGUGAAGCAACAACAUUUACAUGUGAUUUACCAGAGGAUAAAUAUGGAAAUGGCGCACUUUUCUGGUACAGGCAAACUAUUGGAGACACUCUGGAACUAGUUGUAACAUCUGUGAGUUAUACAAACCCCACGUACGGACCACGCUAUACUGACUCAAGAAUGAAAAUUUCACAUACUAAAAAAAUGAGCAACCUGACCAUUUUAAAAACAGUUCAAGAAGAUGAAGGAAUGUAUCACUGUGCUUUCACCGACUGGAGCCAAACUGUUUGGCAGGGCACCUACUUGUUAAUAAAAGGAAACACUGUGGGGACAUCAAACUACAGAGUCGUUCAGAGCUUGACGGCUUCAGAUUCCCUGCGUGCAGAGGAAUAUGUGACUCUACAGUGUUCAGUCCUCUCAAACCUUGACAGGACAUGUUCAGGAGAUAGUAUGUUCUGGUUUAGAUCAAAUACAUCUGACCCAGAAAUCAUCUUCAUUGAUGUGAACAAAACGGACAGAUGUCAGAAGAAAACAGAUUAUCAAACUAGAUGUGUAUAUAACUUCUCUAAGAACAUCAGCUCCUCUGAUGCUGGGACUUACUACUGUGCUGUGGCCGCAUGUGGAGAGAUUUUAUUUGGAAAUGGAACCAAGCUAGAAGCUGAGCCAACAGCAGAUGCUGAAUUUCCAGUACUAGUGAUAACUGUAUCCUGUUUGAUUAUUUCUCUGAUCAUAAAUAUUGUUUUCAUCUGUUUAAAAACGCCAAGAGCAGCAUGCAAACAAUCUAAAGAAGGCACCUCGUCACAAGAAAGAAGGAUGAACUUGAGCCAGCAAGAUGAUCAUACUAAUGAAGAUGGUUGGGAUCUGAACUAUGCAGCAUUACACUUCUCUGAUGGAAAAGCUAGAAGAGGAAAAAAAAAUAAUUUGACUGAGGACAGUGUGUAUUCCCAUAUUAAACAUUGAAUCUGUACUUGUGUGGGAUGUUUUAGUUUAGCACUGAAAAUGAAAGUAAAUAGAUUUUUGAUUAAAAAACAUUUGUUUUUGUUAUAUUUACUUUCAGAAUAAACCCUUAAAAAUAAGCUUCUGUUCUUAUAAUUAGCUUCAUUUGUCAUUACAACAUAGAUUCCGAUGAAAUGUGUCCUCGGCAUUUAACCCAUCCCUUAGGUAGUAGUGGGUUGCCACUAAACGCCCUGAGAGCAUUCUGGGGCUUGCUCAGGGACCCUGAGUGUCAGUUUGUGGGAUUCAAAGCUAUAGCCUUGUAGCCUCUGCAAACUUAUUUUUACAGUAUAGAGUCCAUUCACAAUUACUUGUC